AUGAAAAAGAAACACAUUCAUAGAAAGAAUUAAUUCUCUGUUCAACCGCUUACAUAAAAUCAAUAAUAGGUAGACUAACUAAUUGAUGAGGUCUUCAAUGAUGGAACCAUAACUGCAAGAAAUAGUCCCGAUUAAACCAGGCCAAUCCAUGAUGAAUUUCAAAGUUUUAUCUAAGAUGAUCAAAACAAUGGAGUCACUUCUAAUGAUUUCGAAUACACUUAAUCAGCUCUAACAAAGAACUAAAGAUUACAAGAUUAUGAUGAUGAAGAAGAAGAAAAUUAGUCACCAACUAAGUUUAGAAAGAUUUCUGAUUUUGUUGAAUACAAGAAAAAAGGUAAACCAUCUAGAAAAUAAACAACCAUUACUGAUAGUAUUAUGAAAUCAGGAAAGACAAACUAUGAUUUUAGUAAAUAAGACAAAGAAACUUAAGGAAUGCUUACCCAAUUUAUGGAAGUCGACUCUCAGUUGAAAUCUUACAAGGAACACGUGUAAAAACUAAAGGAGUUUAAAAAUUCAGAAAAACUUAAAUUUCUUGGAACUCACACAUGGUUUGUCUACUCUGACGUACUAUAUAAUAUAGAAAUUAAGCAGGGUGAAGGAUUUAUAGGAAGUUACAAAGCUGAAGAAAAAAUGAAAAUUUACUCAUCUUUUUAUUCGGAUAAUACACCGAACUUUUUCAAAGAUGAAUCAAACAAUGAUCCUAUACCUGACUUCAAAGUCUAUUAAGAGAAAUCAGUAGUAUCAGAAUGGGGUAAAUACAUUUUUUAGUUAGUACUCUAUACCAUUCCAACUCUUGAAAAAGUAGGAACUCUCAAUUUACCUUUAGAACAAGCCCAUCAAAAAGUAGUUUUUAGAGUACUCAAACACAAUAAAUUUCUUUUACAUGAUAACAAACAAUUCAUUAUUCUAAACAUGGAAAAAAAACCUGAUACUAGGACUAUUCAGCUAGUAAAGUUUAAGAUACAAACUGAUACUGACAAAUAUCCAAUUGAUAAUGUAUAGAAUACGUUCCUGGUGUCUUACAUUGGUAAAAAUGAAUUGAUGUUAUUCGGCUACAAUUACAAAUACCACAUUAAUUUGGUAAAGGAACAUAUUCAAAUGUAGUAAUACAAUAUUCAAACAACCGAACUAAAUUUGAUUCACUGUGGAGAAUUCCUAAUGAUAGUAAGCAACUCAUUCAAGAUAGACAAAGUUUUCGAUAUCGAAAAGAAAGACUUUAUUGACAGCUUUGACGAUAAAGAAGACAUAUCUUAGUUCAUUUGUAACAGUCCAAACACUAUAUGCAAUAAAGGUUUAAUUAUUAACAAGAAAAGUCUAUUUAAAGUUGAAAAGUAAAUGAAAAAAUUAGACAUUGAGCCCUAGUUGCUUGAAAACUUUAACAAUAUACUUCCUUAGACUUUGGUAUAGUAUGACUCUUACAACAAUCAAAUAUACUUCUAUGUUGAUAGGAGUAACGGUGAAGGUAAAGAUCUAUUUAGAGUUCACUUAUGUGAAAGAGAGCACUAAGUUACUCAUCCUAUCAUGGAAGGUAGAUAUGCUACUAGUCCACAAGAUAUUUACUACAACUAUAUCUAAGAUGACUAUCUUAUAUGCUGCUUUAUGAAUGUUGAUGACGAUAGCAGCAAGUACUUGGAGGUGAUUAAAUUCGAUCAAUAGUAUUAGCUAAAAAUGAUUGGAUAUGAACCAUUUGAAAUGAAAUAGAUUGAAAAGAUUUAGAAGAAACUCUCUGAAAUUGAAAUCAAGAAAUGUAGUGUAAAUCUUUCACGAAAACAUUUAUUGGUAAAUUUCACUGGAACUCCAAAGCAGAAUCAGAGUUACCUAAGUUUCAAAGAUACAUUUGUAGAUAAAUACUAUGUUACUAAUUGUGAUUUCAUGCAAUCCGAGAUAGUCGAUAUUCCUGCUGAACAGCUUAAUUUGCAAUACAUACAACUUUAUGAGAAAAGUAUAUUCACCUCUUACAUUAAGCAAUGCGAGAACUACCUAUGGGAUUUUAACAUCCCUGAAAAACCAAAUACUCAAAUCAAUCUAGUUGCUUUUGAUAAGGAUAAGAAACAAUCUUUCUCAUUCAAGAUUUAUGAAAAUGAGCAAGAAAUUAAGAGAGUCCAUCUUUCUGAAUGCUUAUCUCAAAUCAUCAUUAUUGAUAUCAACAACCAAGCCAAAAUUUUCAAUGUAGAAGACAUGUUCAAUGAUCAUGAGCAUAGAAUAAUUGAUGACUUUAUCACUUUAGUAAGAUUUUCUCCAAAGCAAUUCGUGUACAUUCAAAAGGAUGUUAAACUUAAAAGAUAUUUCUUGAAAUUCUGUGAAAUUCAAGAAAAGGCAAUUGUUGAACAUCAAGCUGUGAGUCUUGACCAGUACAUUAAAGACAUUCAGCUUUUUGAAAAAUUAGACAUACUCUAGUACAAGUAAUACGAGAGUUAAUCAUUGGUAGUAAGAGAUAAAUUUUUGAUGAUAGAUCUCUAUGAAUAAUAUUUAAUCUACGAUCUUAGAGGGAAAACCUUUAUGGGUAAGAUUCAAAUUUAAAAUCAGAAAAGGGCUUUUUCAUUGACUUACUAACUUAACUAAUUGACUCUAUCAAUGGACAACCCUAAGAGAAAAGGUAAAAAGAUGUACUAUGUUUUUGAAGGAUUUCUUGAAUCAUAUUUCAGAUUGAAUUACGGAUAGUUUGAUGUCGCUUAUGACUUGGAUGAAUGUCUCAUUAUCUUUAAGGACUUUAGCAACUAGCCAAUAGGCGUUGUCUCAUUCUAGCAAGAUCUUUAACUUUAAAUUGAUUAGAUUGAACUGGUUGAUGUCAAGAAAAGCGAUUCAUUUGCAAUUUAGAAAAUCAAUAAAAUGAGUUUCAGAGAGAUUGCAAACUAUAUUGAUCCAUUCAAUGGUACAUUACUGCAUAUUGUUGCAGGUAAAUCAGACAUCGUAGUUAAUGCUAUAAGAUAGAGGCUAUCUAAUCAGUAAAAUUAGCAUGAUUAUAUGUUAUUUGUCAAUAAUGAGCAAGGUCUUAGUCCUCUUGAUUACUAUGUGAUAAAUGAUGAUUACUAAAAAAUCAACUUUGCCUUAGACUUAAUGGUAAGAUUCUAAAACCACAGCAUGUUUAACUCAAUCAUUGAUAAGAAUCUGAUUUAUCUGAUUUCUAAAAAUUUUGACCUCAAGGAAUAUCUGAAUUCUAAAUUGCCUAUCUGCAGUAUAGAGACCUCUUACUAUCCUUAAUAUUCAAAAGACCCAGCUACUUUCUAUAUAUCUGAAUUUGACCAGACUUCUAGUCUUGCAACGAUAAACUAUUUCUACAAAGAUGAAGUUAAAAAGCAUGUCAAGAAGAAUGAAGAGGGAUCGACUCAUCAAAUCGAAUAUCUCUUACCAAUGAUUCCAAUUUCAUUUGCUGAUGCUUAAUUCAUGUAAGUGUUGGAACAGUCAAAUAACGAAGACUUAUUUGAGUCAGAGCUAAUUCAAAUUGUUCUCAGCUUUAAGUGGGACAAGUAUGCAUUCAAAUUUCACUUGUUAUCAUUCUUGCAGUUCUUCGUCUUCCUCGUAAACUUUAUUGUCGACAUUUACUUCUUGGUUUUGUACGAGGAUGAUAGAAGUUUCUAUCAAUAAUGGGCUCUUAAAGUCAUUGGAGCAGCUUAUAUUUUCUUCCAAAUUCAAUAUGAGAUCAAAACGAUAUUGGUCUAAGGAAUCUUAAGUUAUUUAUCUGAAUAUUGGAAUUAUGUGGAUAUUUUCUUGAUACUAUUGUACGCAGGAUCUGCUACAAUUGAUUUGAUGCAUGUUCAUAUGGGUAUUGAAAGGCUUUUGUAUUCAAUCUGCUUGAUAUUUGUAUUCAUAAAGUUCUUUUCAUAUUUGAGAAUUUUCUAAGGAUUCAGUUUUCUUGUUUAGAUGCUCAGGGCAGUCUUUGUAGAUCUUAAGUUCUUUAUUGCAUUGUAUGGAAUAGUUAUAGUUCUGUAUGGUUUGAUAUUUACGCUUUUGGAGAUAAAGACAGAUGAAGAUAACAUAGAAUAUGAAGGUAUAAGUUAUUUUGGCUAUUACAUAAUGUCAUUUAGAGCAUCUACGGGUGAUUUUUAAGUUGACAACUUCCAUAAUUUAGAUAAAUAUCAUGUAUAAUUCGCAUGGAUAAUUUGGGUUACCUCAGUACUAUUCUUAAAUAUCAUCUUAUUGAACUUCAUUAUUGCCGUUAUUUCCUAAUCUUAUGAAAAGAUUAUGCAAAGAAUGGUUGCUUAAUCUUAUAUGGCAAAGGCAAAACUGAUAUAUGAAUGUGAAUUGCACUAUAGUCGUUACGGCAAAGGUGAUUCUCAUUUCCCUAAAUAUUUUAUCCUGAGAAGAGUUAAGAAUAAUACUAUGAAAGGGGAAGAUGCAGAAUGGUAGGGAUUUGUUAAAGAUAUUAAAAAGUCUAUUGAAAAGGUCAAAGUUUAACUUACAGAGAAAUAAGAUACUUCAACAUAGAAAAUUUACAAGAAACUUGAGGAUUUUAGGAAUCAAAUCUAAGCAAAUAACGAAGAAGGGUACAGAAUAGUCCAUGAAGAUUUAAACAGAUUAAAGUCAGCUUUUAAAAAGUAGGAUAAAUUUAACAAAAAAUUAGAGAGGAAGCUGUUUCCUACUACAGAUGAAGAAGAAGCAUUAAAACUUGAGAAGAAAAAAAAUAAAAAGGCAAAGGCUAAUUUAUGA
Stylonychia lemnae is the source of this 4647-nucleotide messenger RNA. Lineage: Eukaryota; Ciliophora; Spirotrichea; Sporadotrichida; Oxytrichidae. The record is from the annotation of a GenBank genome assembly.